AGUGGCCCGAUUUAUUGCACGUAACCGAUCCAGGAUCAUGGUGGCGCCAAAAGAACCAGCGGGGGCCAUGGCGUCGCUGCAGGCGCAGGUGAGCUCGACGCGCGUCGGCCUUGGGAAGCUCGCGAGCCUCCUCUCGGACGACGUUGGGCAGCUCCACAACGAGGUCCAGAAAAAGCUGCACAUGGUCCACGAGAGCUGCAUCGACGGUCGCACCGAGCUCUGCAACGCACUCGACCGGCUCGAGUUUCGAUUCCAGCACUUUGUGCGCGACUGCCACGUACUCGCCGAAACAGUUGACGGCCUCCGAGAUACAUUCGAGCACCUCCAGCGCCGCCUGCGACGCACGGACGCCGACGUUGCGCAGCAGCAAGAGACGAUCUUGCGCCAAGCGAACGCGCUCCUGAGCGCCAAGUUUGAUGCGCUCGUGGUCGACCACGAACGCCAGCUUCGCGAGCUCGAGCGAGAGGUGCGCGGCCGCUUGCAACGCACCGACGACCAGCUUCGAGAGACGGCGGCCGGCGCGGCCGCGCGCUGGGCAGAUAUGGACGCUGUGCGCACACGGCACGACCACGUGCUGCGCUCGGUCUUUGACCAGCUCCGGGAACUGCGCCACGACGUGGGCGAUGCGACGGCCGCGCGACAAACUGGCGCGCAAGACGUGGACGCGUCUUUGUAUGAUAUGGAAGAGCGCAUGCGGCUGGACUCGGCGCGUCUCAACGAUCGGAUGAGUGCACUCGAGGCGUCGUUGGCUGCGCGGCGGCCGAGCGAGCUUCUGACGCUAGAGACAGCGACAAAGGCCCGCCUGGAUGGCCUGGCCGAGACGCUCACGGCUCUUCUGCGGCUCGUCGAGUGCCACGUGGGGCAUCGCGCGCCGUAGCAUUUUGACCACUGAUAUGAUGCAUCGUCCAGUUGUGUUUCACCGACGCUACAAUGGAC
Molecule: messenger RNA, 936 nt
Organism: Saprolegnia parasitica CBS 223.65
Lineage: Eukaryota; Oomycota; Saprolegniomycetes; Saprolegniales; Saprolegniaceae
Exons: 4
Coding region: 38-877 (279 amino acids)
Source: RefSeq, a predicted model, not a curated record